AGCGGGUACCGGAAAUUCAAUUGAUUUAGCGUGGAAUCAAAAAUUGGACUCAAUCUACUUGAUUUAGAGUAAUUCUGAUUCAGGUACAUAAUGACUUCAUUCACAGAACAAUUGGAUAUUGACCUUGGAUUGGUGGUACCAAGCACAAAUGGUUUGCCAAAACCCCAGAAGUCCUGUGAUGAUAAGUGCGCAAACUGCAAGAAGGAAUUUGAAAGAAGGAACGGUGGAUACAAGCGUUUCUCAUUAUCAGCCAAAAUUCCUGGAUUAGACAUUUCUGGAGGUGAAGCCUUGCGCUAUAUUAUAGGCAAGCCGUUAACUUCCACAAAGCCUCGUUCUAGAUUUUUUUGUGCACAGUGCUGGAGCAGUGUUGUUGCAGCAUCGAAGUACAAAAAAACAGUUGAUAAAUUUAAAGCUCUCACUAGCCCCACAAGUUAUGUCGGGGUAAAUUCAGUUUUCACUAAACCAACAAUUAAUCUCGGGAAAAGAUCAGCUAAUAAUGAUGCAGUCCCACAAACAAGUACUCAAACAUUACCAGAUAAGAGUCAGAAGAGAUUGAACAUAAUGUCACUAGUACGAAAUAUAAAAGCCAAGAAACAAAAAGCUAAUUAUCAUAGAAUAUGGAACCCCAUUAAAUCAAAAAUUGAUAGCCGUAAUUAUAAAGCAGGCUUGAGAGCUUUCAUAAAUGCAACAAAAACUACAAAGAAACACUUUAGGACCAUCGUAAAAUCUAAAAUUAGAGGUGAAGUUAAGGCGAUUGGAAAAUUGAAAGAUCUGACAUUUUCAUCAUCAGAAAGUAAAAUGGAAAAAUUGAUGGAGACUGCUCCACUUCUUUAUGCAGCAGUACAAACUGCUAUGACGGAGGCAUACAGUAUAAAGAAUUGGGACGUCAUUGGAAAAACGUUAAAGGCAAGAUUAGAGACUGUUUUUGGUGGUAUAUUGGGCCCUAAGAGACAGCGAUUGGGUUUUACUUAAGCUAUACUGUCCAGUGGGAACCAUACGAUACCAAGAAAGAUCAAAUAAGCAUGUGUGGAUCACUGCCUCUAAUCGUUCAAUAUCUCAGAUAAAGAGAAAGAGGUAGUCACGUAAUAUACAGUGAAUUGAUCAAAACUGACUGAGCGCGUCUUAAUGGGAGAGGUUAGAUAGAAUAACUUUAUCUCAAAUAAUCUUAAACACAGAUUGGAUUAUCUGUACAAGAGAUGAUGUCUCAUUGUCAGAGGUUGCGAUAGAACUAAAAUAAUUCAUAUCCCCCUUCUCUCCAUAGAGUGAAAUUUUAAAAUGUCAUUUUAGGCUCCUUUACCUUAACAAAAUUCACCCCAUUAUUCCAUAGCUGUUGAGCUCUGUUGACAUUUGGACAUCAUCCCCAAACAACAAUACGUUCCAGUGAUCUCCCCAGCAUUAUAGC
Owenia fusiformis is the source of this 1402-nucleotide messenger RNA. NCBI's taxonomy places the organism in Eukaryota, Metazoa, Annelida, Polychaeta, Sabellida, Oweniidae. The record is from the annotation of a GenBank genome assembly.